CGGAAAGCCCAGCUGUGUCUGCGCCUCCAGUCCCCAGGGAUCCUGACAGCUGUAUGCAGCUAACAGAACCAUGGCAACAACUCCCACUGCCGCUUUUGAGACUCUUAUGAAUGGAGUGACAAAUUGGGAUGUCCCCAAAGACCCCAUUCCCUGUGAACUCCUUCUUAUUGGAGAGGCUGCCUUCCCAGUGAUGGUGAAUGACAAGGGCCAGGUGCUCAUUGCUGCCUCCUCCUAUGGUCAAGGCCGCCUUGUGGUUGUAUCCCAUGAGGGCUACCUGCUGCAUGAUGGCUUGGCACCAUUUCUUCUCAAUGCAGUGGGCUGGCUCUUACCCUCCCCUGGAGCUCCUGUAGUGGUGCACCCGUCACUGGCAUCACUGGUGAAUCUCCUGCAGGACUCUGGAAUUGAGGCACAGAUUGGGCCACAACCUGGAAAACCCUUGGGGGUUUACUGCAUCAGUGCCUACAGUGACCCUUUGACUGAGAUGCUGAUCCAGUUUGUGAAGCAUGGAGGGGGUUUGCUCAUCGGAGGCCAGGCCUGGUAUUGGGCUAGUCAACAUGGCCAUGACAAGGUACUAUCCAGGUUCCCUGGGAACCAGGUGACAAGUGUGGCUGGAGUGUACUUUACCGAUGUCUAUGGGGACAUAGGCCAUUUCAAGGUCUCUAAGAAGGUGCCCAAGAUCCCACUUCAUGUCAGGUGUGGGGAGGAGCUCUUGCAGGAUCAGCAGCAACUUCUGGAUGGAAUCUCCGAGCUCGACAUCAAGACAGGGGGAGUCCCCUCACAGCUGCUGGUGCAUGGGGCCCUGGCCUUCCCUCUGGGCCUCGAUGCCUCCCUAGGCUGCUUCCUGGCAGCUGCCCGCUAUGGUCGUGGCCGUGUAGUCCUGGCUGCUCAUGAGGGCAUGCUCUGGGCUCCCAAGAUGAAACCCUUUUUGCUCAAUGCUGUGCACUGGUUGGCCAAAGGCCAGACAGGCAAAGUUGGAGUGAACAAAAGUCUUAAAAAUCUGCAUCCCUUACUAGUGCAGCAUGGUGUGAAAUGCAGCUUGGAGUCCCAUUUGACCAGUGACUUGCUCGUCUACUGUUGUGUGGCUUACAGUGACCAGGAGGCUAAGGAGAUACAAGAGUUUGUGGCCGAAGGCGGGGGGUUGCUGAUUGGUGGUCAUGCCUGGUGGUGGGCAUCCCAGAAUCCAGGCCGCUCCCCCCUGGCUAAUUUCCCUGGUAAUGUCAUCCUCAACCGCUUUGGCCUCAGCAUCCUACCUCAAACCCUCAACCCAGGCUGUUUCUCUGUCCCUCCUCCAGAGAUGAGGAGCUACCACUUCCGCAAGGCACUGCUUGAACUCCAGGCCAUGUUGAACCACAGGGGUGGGAACUUGGAAAAGAAUUACCUGGCAAAGUUGGGAGUCGAUGGUGCAGCCUUCCUUCAGAUUCCUGCAGAGGGGCUUCCUGCUUAUACAUCCUUGCACCGGCUCCUGAGGAAGAUGUUAAGACAAGCUGGCCUCCCAGCUGUGAGCAGGGAGAAUCCAAUAGACAGUGACUCCUGUGAGGCCACAAUACUCUGUCUGGCCACAGAGCUAGCACGCUCAGGAAUGGACUGCUCGCAACUGGCUCAGGGCCUUGGGAUCCAGACCUGCUCCUCCAGGCUGCUCCCCUCUGAAUUCCCCAUCACUGUGGAGAUCAAUGGGACCAACCCAGAGAACAGUGAUUCCUGGGUGAGCACUGGGCUCUACCUCUUGGAAGGACAAAGUGCAGAUGUCUCCCUGUCUGAAGCUGCUGCAUCUGCUGGCCUGAAGGUACAGGUUGGCUGCCACACUGAUGACCUGACCAAGGCCAGCAAGCUGUCUCGAGCCCCCAGGGUGAUUCACCAGUGCUGCAUGGACAGGACCCAACAGUCAGUCCCCUGUCUCUGGGGGGGACUCCUAUACAUCAUUGUGCCCAAGUGCUCUCAACUUGGCCCUGUGUCUGUCACCAUCAGGAGGGCUGUACCUGCCCCAUACUACAAGCUGGGUAAGACAUCCAAAGAGGAGUGGAAGAAGAGUAUCCAGGAGAACCCAGCUCCCUGGGGAGAGCUGGCCACAGACAACAUCAUCCUGACAGUGCCAACUGCAAAUCUCCAGGCCCUGGAGGAUCCCACGCCUCUGCUCUGCCUCUGGGAUGAGAUGAUGCAGGCUAUAGCCAGGCUAGCUGCCCAGCCUUUCCCUUUCCACAGACCUGAGAGGAUUGUUGCUGAUGUGCAGAUCUCAGCUGGCUGGAUGCAUUCAGGAUACCCCAUCAUGUGCCACCUGGAGUCAGUGAAGGAGCUCAUCAAUGAAGCAAGCAUGAGAAGCAGUGGUCUGUGGGGACCCAUUCACGAGUUGGGCCACAACCAGCAACGGCAAGAGUGGGAGUUUCCCCCACACACCACGGAGGCUACCUGCAACCUCUGGUCAGUCUAUGUGCAUGAGACUGUCCUAGGGAUCCCCAGGGCUCAGGCCCAUCCUGCUCUGAAACCUUCAGAACGAGAGAAGAGAAUCAAAGCACAUCUGAGAAAGGGAGCACCCCUGUGUGACUGGAAUGUGUGGACAGCUCUGGAAACAUAUCUACAGCUCCAGGAAGCCUUUGGGUGGGAACCAUUCACCCAGCUUUUUGCUGACUACAGGACUUUUUCUGGCAUCCCCCAAAACAAUACCGCCAAGAUGAAUCUAUGGGUAAAGAAGUUCUCUGAAAAAGUGCAGAAGAAUCUGGUUCCUUUCUUUGAAGCCUGGGGCUGGCCUGUCCAGAAGGAAGUGACCGAUAGUCUGGCCCACCUGCCAUGUUGGCUAGAACACCCCAUGCGAGAGUGCAUGGGUACAGAAGAGUAAAGGUGUACAGCAGAAACUUUGCUCCUGGAUCAUUUCUUGCCUCUACUUGUUCAUUCUUUCACUUCACAACAGCAUUGUACAGAAGUUUCAGGGAUCUGGACUUCCUAUCUGGC
Castor canadensis (American beaver) is the source of this 2943-nucleotide messenger RNA. Its product is annotated as TRPM8 channel-associated factor 2. Gene Ontology annotation, cellular component: plasma membrane. Gene Ontology annotation, molecular function: transmembrane transporter binding. Gene Ontology annotation, biological process: negative regulation of anion channel activity; positive regulation of protein targeting to membrane. Lineage: Eukaryota; Metazoa; Chordata; Mammalia; Rodentia; Castoridae. The record is from RefSeq and is a predicted model, not a curated record.